Molecule: messenger RNA, 419 nt
Organism: Magallana angulata
Lineage: Eukaryota; Metazoa; Mollusca; Bivalvia; Ostreida; Ostreidae
Product: ubiquitin-like protein ATG12
Exons: 4
Coding region: 23-379 (118 amino acids)
Biological process (GO): autophagosome assembly; autophagy of mitochondrion; nucleophagy
Cellular component (GO): cytoplasm; Atg12-Atg5-Atg16 complex; phagophore assembly site membrane
Source: RefSeq, a predicted model, not a curated record
AUUUGACAGGAAGUAAACAAACAUGUCUGAUGACGGAAAUGAAAGUAGAGCCAGUAAAAACACAGAAACUGAAGAGAAGAGCACACCAGCAAGUCCAAGUCAUGUCGCCGAAACAAAAAUUGAUGUACUUUUAAAACCAGCCGGAGAUGCUCCAAUUAUGAAGAAAAAGAAGUGGGCUGUAGACAGGAAUAAACGGAUUGGCUGGGUGGGAGAGUUCAUCAAGAAGUACCUAAAACUUACUGCUCAGGAUUCUGUGUUCUUGUAUGUAAACCAGUCUUUUGCUCCUACACCUGACACAGAAAUUGGCUCUAUAUUUGAUUGCUUUGGGAGUGAUGGAAAACUUGUGUUACAUUACUGUAAAACACAGGCCUGGGGUUAACCACAAGAAGCAGUAGCUGGUGUCUUUAAAACUGUACAAG